Aspergillus terreus NIH2624 is the source of this 1878-nucleotide messenger RNA. Its product is annotated as serine hydrolase domain-containing protein. The record is from RefSeq and is a predicted model, not a curated record. Bases 1 to 1878 code for a protein of 625 amino acids. NCBI's taxonomy places the organism in Eukaryota, Fungi, Ascomycota, Eurotiomycetes, Eurotiales, Aspergillaceae. The transcript is spliced from 4 exons.
AUGCUCUCCCUUCUUUUUGUCAUGUCCAGUGCAGCCGCGCAGUUUGUCUCGAACCCUGAGACCCCUAUCCCUAUACCCUCCUACACUGGUUGUCCACCAGAUGGACCCCUUCUUCCACGUCCAACAGCACUCUCCCAGUCCAGGUUUCUUCAAGCUGCGGCUUCCAAUCUGACCGCCAGCCUCAAUGCUGCUGUAAACGGCACCAUCAAAGCCGGCUGGGCCGUCGACAACGUUACCUUCUCCGUGGCGGCCGUAUCUCCAAAUGCAGCUCACAGCGUGACUGGGAAUGAAAAUGGCUACUCCGAUAUCCUCUGGGAAUAUCACCAUCAUGCUACAGCCGCCACCCAGGGCACCUCGCGCAUCACCAGCGAUACCCAGUACCUGAUCGGGUCGGUCUCCAAGCUCAUUACGGAUCUGUUACUGCUAAAAUCGGGAGUUGACGUACACCGUCCAGUGACAGAUUUUUUGCCAGAGCUGAACAGCUCCAACUCGUCUAUUGCGUGGAGAGAGAUAACGUUGCAGAUGCUGGGGGAGCAUCUCGCCGGAAUCCCUCCCAACGGUGUCUAUGAGAUCUACCCCCUGCAGCCGCUGUACGAGGCCUUCGGGUUUCCGUCUCUCUCACCAGGGGACUAUCCACCCUGCGGCGUGAUAGACACGAUGCACAUCCUCACCACCAAAGAGCCCAUCACCUCGCCCAACACUAGACCCGUCUACUCGAACCUCGCCUUUAGCAUCAUCGCCCUCUGUCUCGAGCAAGCAACCAACACGACCUACGCUGACCUGCUCCGCAUGCAUCUCACCACGCCACUCAAUAUGCCCAACACAGGCGUCUCCCCAGGGGACACUUCUCGGGCCGCAAUCCCUCCCGGCGUGUCAUCUUGGGGCUCGGACUAUGGACUGAACGCGCCCGGAGGAGGACUAUACUCGAGCAUCAACGACCUGGCCACAAUCCUAGUCUCCACCCUCAAUGGCACCAUCUUGCCCGACGGGAAAACAGACAGAUGGCUCAAGCCCACCGCCAUGACGACCUCCCCCUUCACCCUCGUCGGCAUGCCCUGGGAAAUCCAGCGCACUACGCACCUCAUCCCAGCAGACUAUGCCCCCCACACCGUAGAUCUAUAUACAAAGUCCGGCGGAGCCAUGGGAUACACGUCCCAAGUUACGCUCGUUGAUCAGUACGGCGUGGGAAUCAUCGUCUUGACAGCCGGACCCGCCGGCGCAGCAGACAUACUCUACCACAGCGUGGCGGGGACGUUCAUCGCGGCGCUCGAGAAAGAAGCCAGAGCCCAGGCAAAGAAAUACACCGGCACCUGGGCAACGGGGUCGUCAGCAAACGGCUCGCAGACACAGACACAGCUCCAUAUAACGAUGGACCACGGACCGGGACUCAAACUUGCCACCUUCACCCGGGGCAACGCCUCAAUCCUCGAGGGCAUCCAGUCUGUCUGGGAGGCCGCCUACGAGAGCAUGGGGUUCGGCAUUCUCUCGCGCGACCUCCGUGUGUAUCCUGCGGGAGUGGAGCGGGAUGUCCAUCCCUCCGAGAGGGGAGAGAUACUCCAGACUCUCAGGGGUCGUGCACAGCUGGAUGAACGGGUAGACGGGGAGGAAGAAGAGCUGGUCCGCCAGGACUGGCGCGUGAAUAUGGACAUUGUCCCGGUGGAUGGAAGGGCAAUGUCGGACCUCCCCGGACAGAACGGAUGGAGUGCCUUCUGCGCGUCGUGGCAGGUAGUGGACUGGAUGCAGUACGGAGGAUAUGCGGUCGACCGGAUCGUGUUUGUGCUGGGAAAGAAGACGGGACGGGUGCUCGGGGUGGAAGUCCCUGUUCUACGGGGGGAGAUGCUGACCCUCGCGCCAAAUGCAUCUAUACCGCGGAGCUAG